AUGAUGGCCGCCACGACCCCCUCUUCCCCCCCUACUACGGCCCCAACAGCCUUAUCGCCCGUGGACUGCUACACCUGUCGCCGCCGUCGCGUCAGGUGUGAUCGUGUGCUCCCCGGUUGUGCGAAAUGCGCCCGGACGCAGUUGGACUGUCUGGGUUACAAGAAACCGCUUGUGUGGAACAAAGGGGUGGCAAGCAGGGGAAAAAUGAUGGGCAAGACAUUUCCUGUACCUGCCACUCCACCACAACAGCAGCAGCCUCAACAGCAACCACAACCGCAGCCGCAGUCAAAGUCGUCGUCGGCGCAACCAAGAUCAAAGGAGAGGCAGAAACAGACCCCACGACGCAGCAUAGUGCUUGUCGAGCCGCGCGUGGCUGCUGCAGAAAUCGAAGUUGGCCGCCCGGGGUCGGUUUUGUCGGGCACGUCGGAGGAGGACGAGGAAGAGGAGGAGAUUGCACUGGUUGCGCGGCCGGCGCGAAAUGUAAAGUACACACUGUCGCCUUUCAACCCGUCGUUUUUUGGGGAUCUGGACGCAACUGGUCGAUAUUAUCUAUCUUAUUUCGAUGAAAGAGUCUGUCGUGAUUUUAUCUUGUUUGAGCGAUAUGGCGAUAAUCCAUAUCGGAACCUACUGCCUAUGGCUGCUCAGAAUCCGCCAUUUCUACAUGCAGCUCUGGCAGUCGCUGCACGGCAUCACAGCAACAAUUGCAACUUCCCAGAAACUCAUGCGUUGAUAUACAAGGGCCGGGCAUAUAAACACCUCUCCCAUGCCCUGCAGACGCAAACAUGUGGCGGCAAGAUCGUGACGGAGCCUGUUCUCGCAGCAAUGUUACUGUUCCUUUUUUUCGAAGCCCUAGAUUCGGGAAUGAAUACCUGGAAAAUCCACCUCCGCGCCGCUCGACGACUGAUCCAGCUCAGCGGCGGAAUGAAGGGCAUCAAAGGCGGCAUGUCUUCAAUGCUCUCCGUCCUUAUAACCCACGUCGCAGCUAUCGACAUCAUUGGCCGUAGUCUGGCAUUCUCUGGCCCCGAGAGCGAUUACCAGCCAUGGGGAAGCUCUCUCUCAGAGGUCUUUACAUCUCUCAAAGAGGCUGAGGACUACUCCUUCCUUGGAUGUCCUGCUGAGCUCCUCCAAAUUAUCCUGUGUAUCACCCUGCUCAAUAACCAAUCUCGACAGUCAGCAGCGGGGAUCACAACCAUUGCCACUACAGACGUAUCGGACACGAACUUCAUCCCCUCCGCCGAAACACUUAUGACACGCAUUAACGCUUUCGACCCUGCAAACUGGAUCAAAACCAGCAUGCCUAAUAUGAAGCUCCAAGCAAAGCUCUCCGUCGCCGAGAUAAAGCCACAAGAGCUCUUUCACCACGUCUCGGCGUACAAAUGCGCCGUACACCUCUUUGCGGCCCAGGUGCUGUCGCCGCCGCUACCACCGCUGGCGCAGGCCGAACUGAUGGAGAUGACGAAUAGACUGAUUGCACAUAUUGGGCAUAUCGCCCCAGGUAGUGUGCUGUAUAAGGGUGCGGUCUGGCCGGUGUUCCUGGCAGGGACAGGGGCCAUGGAGGAGGGGCAAAGGGAGUUUGUCAGGGGCGCCUUGAGGAAUAUUUGGAGUGUUCUUCCGCAGUUCAAUAUCAAGAAUGCGGGGAACUUAUUGGAGGAGAUGUGGAAGGAUAGUGAUAGGGAAAAGGUGAGAGGUGGCGGAGGGGAGGGGAGGGAUUGGAAAAAGAGGUUGGAGAGUGGCGGGAUUGACUGGUUGUUUAUAUAG
Molecule: messenger RNA, 1758 nt
Organism: Morchella sextelata
Lineage: Eukaryota; Fungi; Ascomycota; Pezizomycetes; Pezizales; Morchellaceae
Exons: 4
Coding region: 1-1758 (585 amino acids)
Biological process (GO): positive regulation of transcription by RNA polymerase II
Cellular component (GO): nucleus
Molecular function (GO): zinc ion binding; DNA-binding transcription factor activity, RNA polymerase II-specific; transcription cis-regulatory region binding
Source: RefSeq, a predicted model, not a curated record